This is a messenger RNA of Dentiscutata erythropus, 120 nucleotides long. NCBI's taxonomy places the organism in Eukaryota, Fungi, Glomeromycota, Glomeromycetes, Diversisporales, Gigasporaceae. The record is from the annotation of a GenBank genome assembly.
AUGAAACAUCCAUCACAUUUGGCAACUUUUCACCUUCAACAUCUUAAAAAACCAUCAAAAAUUAUGAAUAACUCUCCAUUAGGAAAAAGGUUUGCUAACGAGAGUUUGAGACCAAGAUGA